Molecule: messenger RNA, 2079 nt
Organism: Aspergillus terreus NIH2624
Lineage: Eukaryota; Fungi; Ascomycota; Eurotiomycetes; Eurotiales; Aspergillaceae
Product: GIY-YIG nuclease family protein
Exons: 4
Coding region: 1-2079 (692 amino acids)
Source: RefSeq, a predicted model, not a curated record
AUGCAGCUUACCAGGGGGGAUCACCACCACUUUUGGAAGGGCGUUCCCUUUGGAGCCCCAGUAGAGGAAAACUCUCUGUGGGGAUUGGUAGCAAUGGCGGACACUCCCUCUUCCUCUCCCUUCAACACUCCCUUUUCCUCUUCGACUGAUACCCUCUCCUCGAAGAGCACUCCUCCAUCUUCGCCAGACGACAGUUAUACUCCCACCAAAAAGCCAAGCUCUCGCUCUAAGAAUCCAUUCCCCCCUGUUCGUUAUCCCGAUCUCCCAAUUCAGUUGAACGAUGGAGAGACCGACGAUUAUAACGACUUGUCGACUGGCCACGUCGAUAGCGCAGGUUGUCAUACUGGGCCUUCAUCUCCCUCGGAUGGGAAGUGUUCGAAGCGCUCAAGUCAGCCGCCUGGAUACGAUGAUGCCGCAACUGGACAUCCCAUCCACGCAUGGCGUAACGCACCCCGACUGCCCACACGUUUGAGACAAGUUGGCUCUGGUCUCAGCCGUAUGGAAUCAGGACGACAUGGAAAGCCAAGCUCUGAAACCUGCAUCAGCUCUGAACCCGACAGUAUCUCGUCCCCAUCCAGUGAUACACCAGAUAUUGAGCCCUCCCCGUCAGGCCCUUCAUGCUACGAGUCAGAUGAUACACGUGUAUCUUCUUCCCUAGACUUGUUUUUCGUCGAAGAUCAGAGCACAGAAAGCUCCCCGUUCGAUCACAAGUUCGAGACACCCCAUAAGAAGGAUGGAGCGGAAGCAGGUCUGUCUACUACAAACGGUGGUGAUAGACCGAGAAGCAAUACUCUCGGCGUCAAUCUCACGCAACGAAGGGAUACUCCUCAGGGAAGAUCUCAUUCUCCGGUUAACAACAGUUUCCCACCGGCUAUUUCAGAUAUCCCCGGGGUACACGCUGCUGAAAGCGUCGGAAGCAAAUCCCCUGAUGUGUCACAACCAGAGAAUGAUUCUAUUCAGACAAGACCGAGCCAUGGUAGUCGACAUCCAAAGGAUUUGAAUCCCAAGAGAAAUCCCAUCAAGUCACAGCGCAAAACCUCCAGUGCUAACAAAGAGGAUCCCAAUUAUACUGAAAACUCUCUCAGUGAAAUUUUACCCCGUGAGAUGGGACGGUUAUUUCAUAAGGACAGUGCAAGAUGUGUUGCCUUCUAUCAAACCCCGCCAGACACGAGGUGUGGACACCCCAACAAAGGAUCAGAUUCCGACCUCCCCGCGCAGCUUCGAAUCUUCGCCAAUAUCGAUAUCAGUGAAGCAACGCCAUGUAUAGAAAAGUUGUUGGCCUCGAUUGUGUGUGGAAUGCACAGGAAUGUCGCACUUAGACGCUGGAAGUACUGGAGAGAUGUCUUCCCGAACCUAGAAUCUGCGUCGAACAACAUCGAUGAUCCCCGUCUUCCUCGACUUGUCGAUUGGUUUCAGGCGCUCCAAGAUGGUGCCAGAUCACUGGGACCAUCUGCUGAACCUGGUAUCAAGGCUGAGGAUGAGCAAGUUGAUGGUCCAGCCAAACCCAUCGCUACACUUCAGCAAUUGAUACCUUGGUGCCCAGAUGGACAAAAGAAGAGGUCAAUCAACCAGAGGUUGCUUGAAACCUGCAUUUCCCCUUUGACGCCAAAGAAAGACCACAAAACUGGCUUUAUUUACAUCUGUUUGUCUUCAGGGGGCCAUGAGCGCAUGAAAAUAGGAUGUGCAGAGAAUAUCGAUGGGCGACUGCGGCAAUUGGGCAAGUGUGAGAAGGGCUUAAGCCUCUAUUUUCCGAAGGAUGAUGAGAAAGGACUUCCCAUACCCCACUUCUACCGUGCGGAGAAACUGAUCCAAGCUGAACUGAGAGAUUAUCGGCGAGAAUUGUCUAACUGCUCGAAUUGCAACAAGAACCACAGAGAGUGGUUUGAGGGGGUGGGUGUUGAUUUAGCGGCGGACGUUGCAAGGAAAUGGAUAGAUUGGGUGCGGCGGAAGCCUUACGUAUUGAGAGACUAUGAAGGGAAGGCUGAAUGGGUGUUGAGUGAUGAAGCUUCGGACUCUCUCAAGACCGUGUGCAAGCCUCACGAGAAGCUCCGAAGUGGGUUUUUCCCGACGAAGAGGUAG